This is a messenger RNA of Cucumis melo (muskmelon), 1187 nucleotides long. RefSeq lists its product as uncharacterized. The coding region runs from base 263 to 889 and encodes 208 amino acids. Gene Ontology annotation, cellular component: mitochondrial matrix. Lineage: Eukaryota; Viridiplantae; Streptophyta; Magnoliopsida; Cucurbitales; Cucurbitaceae. The record is from RefSeq and is a predicted model, not a curated record. The transcript is spliced from 3 exons.
ACAGGUUAAAAAUCAAUGGCGCAGGAGAGAGGAGGUCACAACAAAAACUCAUCUAGAAAAGGGAACGAACUUCCUUACAAUCAAACAAGCAAUCAUAUUUAAGUAAGCAUUACAGGCCAAGAGGUCGGCAUUAUGAUUAGUUAGAACUAAAAGAUGGCGGUCAUGAUAAUUUUAAACCCAAGUAAGGGAUGUUAGAAACUGAGAGAGGGCAACACUGGGAGAACAAGACGAAGGGACAAUCUUUCGCAAUUUUAAACGAAUAAUGGUGAGGACUACUCAACUAUUUCGCAAAGCUCGUAAAACCUUCCAGGAUCUCAGACUCCUCCAGAUCUUGCAAUCCGAGAUAGCCCACGAGCUUUCUUCAACCCCAUGUCAGAACUAUGAGAACAAUGGUAGUUCCAGCCAUUUCACUGUGGAACAUGACUCGCUCAAGUCCCAAGACGUGGUGUUGCGGCGAAAAAUGGAUUCCGGCGAGGAGGUUGUGAUUUCUGCUCUAUUGGGUCCUCUCAGAUUUGGAUAUGAUGGGGCUUUUCCGAGGGAAAUUUUGAUGAAGAUUUGUGUGAGUAAGCCUGGAGUUAGCUCUCUUUUGCAGUUUGAUUGUGGGGUUUCAGAGGACGGUCAUGGUGGGUCUCCUUUCAAACUCUACAAUGCCUAUUAUCUUCGAUCUUCUGAUUGUUUGGGACCUUCUGUUUAUAGAGGCCCUUCGUUCAGCUCGUUAGAUCCUCGGUUACAAGACGCGCUCAAAGAAUACCUAAUCAGUAGAGGUGUUGAAGAAAGCCUGACCAACUUCCUUCUCAUUCACCUGCAUAAAAAAGAGCAAGGUCAGUAUCUGAAUUGGUUAAAAAAUGUGGAAUAUUCAAUCGCAAAAAGAGAAUCGAAUGAACUUUAGCAACUUCACAUCAGACCCUGGGUGCCUGAUUUUCAUAUGGGAAGAGGAGGCAUGACUUUAAGUGCAGGUUUGGAACAUUUAUAUUGAUUGCUAAAUAAGAGCUUUCUUUCAUUCUGCUUGCAUUCUGUGUUUGUGCAAGUGUAUCCUUUUUGUUGCGCAUGAAAAUGUUUCAGCCAGAUUUACUUGUCAACAAAACAAAAUUGUGGUACUCUACUCAUUCAGUCUGAGCCUUGGUUCUAUGUUGACGUCGAAAAAAUGUCGAGAAUUUAAUCGAAAUAUUGAAAUAACUUUUUAUGAA